Molecule: messenger RNA, 1257 nt
Organism: Aquila chrysaetos chrysaetos
Lineage: Eukaryota; Metazoa; Chordata; Aves; Accipitriformes; Accipitridae
Product: transmembrane emp24 domain-containing protein 7
Exons: 3
Coding region: 180-830 (216 amino acids)
Biological process (GO): endoplasmic reticulum to Golgi vesicle-mediated transport; intracellular protein transport; Golgi organization
Cellular component (GO): endoplasmic reticulum-Golgi intermediate compartment; Golgi apparatus; COPII-coated ER to Golgi transport vesicle
Source: RefSeq, a predicted model, not a curated record
GCGCUGUGGUAGCUUUCGGGUGUGCAGUGCAUUUCCUAGGUUAGGUUUCUCCGUCGUGACUGGUUAGCGCCACAGACAUCUUCCUCCGGGUUCCGCGCUUGUUGGCCUCUGACGCGGGGCUAUCCGUUUUCCGCCCGGCUCAAUCUUUGUUACCAUUAGUCCCCUCUGCACGCUGAGUGAUGCUGUUACGGGGCUCCGGAACCGCAGGACCGUGGGGGUGGCUGACGCUGCUGCUGGUGGCCUGCGCGGCACGGGCAUCUGAGAUCACUUUUGAGCUGCCUGACAACGCUAAGCAAUGCUUUUACGAGGAGAUUGUUCAGGGCACUAAGUGCACCCUCGAGUUUCAGGUGAUUACUGGAGGUCAUUAUGAUGUUGACUGUCGGUUGGAAGGUCCUGAUGGUGCUGUAUUAUACAAAGAGAUGAAGAAACAAUAUGAUAGCUUCACAUUUACUGCAUCCAGAAAUGGAACAUACAAAUUCUGCUUCAGCAAUGAGUUCUCUACUUUCACACACAAAACUGUGUACUUUGAUUUCCAGGUUGGAGAAGAUCCACCACUGUUUCCUAGUGAGAACAGAGCAACUGCACUUACUCAGAUGGAGUCUGCGUGUGUUUCAAUUCAUGAAGCUUUGAAGUCUGUCAUUGAUUAUCAGACUCAUUUCCGGUUGAGAGAAGCACAAGGCCGCAGCAGAGCAGAGGAUUUAAACACAAGAGUAGCCUAUUGGUCAAUAGGGGAAGCAAUCAUUCUUCUUGUCGUUAGUAUUGGGCAGGUAUUUCUCCUCAAAAGCUUCUUCUCGGAUAAAAGAACCACAACAACCCGUGUUGGAUCAUAACUGGUAGUGAAAAUGCUUCAGGUCAUUGUGCUAUUCACUUGUGAAAUUACUGUUCUCCAAUUAAUUGUAGGUACAAAGGAACUAAACAUGAAACAUCUAAAUGUCUACCCCUCCUCAUUGAUUAAAAUCACAAAACAUACCCCAAAAGUUAUGAAAGGGACACCCAAUUUGAAAUAUAGAGUAAACUUAACGUUUUCCGAUACUUGUAUUAAGUAUCUGGCAAUGACCAGCUUCUCUUUAGUUUUGCUGAUUUUAAUCCAAAUUGAGUUUGACUCCACCAAUAAGAUUACCCAUCUGUGGUAUAAUGCUUUAAAAGAACCCAACAAUGUAGUGUCUGACGUGAAAGACAAUACUCAUGAAAACUUGAUUUGACUUUAAUUUUCAGGUUGAAUGUAUUGGAUUAUAAACAAGCUAAUGUGAUGAACUG